Molecule: messenger RNA, 1113 nt
Organism: Caenorhabditis briggsae
Lineage: Eukaryota; Metazoa; Nematoda; Chromadorea; Rhabditida; Rhabditidae
Exons: 4
Coding region: 1-1113 (370 amino acids)
Source: RefSeq, a predicted model, not a curated record
AUGGCGCCGAAACCAAAUCCGCCGCCUAAAGAAGAUACGUGGGCAUUUCAACCCAUCGGCUCACCGUUCCCACCAAUUCCGGUGAAAUGUAUGGGAGAGCAAAAUAUGUACGUCGCUCUGUGGUACAAACACGGAAAGCCAAUUCAUGGACGUUCGUGGAACAACGGAGGAGUCGUCGAAUGUUCUUUUCCAUACAAGGAGGCUGAACUGAUCACCAAGCAACAAUUGGAAGGACAGAUUCAAGUGCUUCACAAAGGAAGUUCUGAUGGAAAUAACGCAUUUUCAGGUUUCUGGUAUGAGUGGAUCAAAUACAAGGAUCGUAUUGAGAAGCUCGACGACAAACAUCAACUUGUCCGUUGUGGAGACUCUUUCCCAAUCUUCUGGAAGAGAAAGGAAGGAAAUCUUCUCGGAUACGUCGACAGCAAAACCGAAGAAGCAUGGUUCUCGUUCAAUGGAAAAGUCAUCAAACAAGUCGGACCCCAAUUGAGUGAUAUGCACAUCAUCACUCGUAAUUGCAUUGGAGGACCACCACACUGUGAAUGCGAUAAUUGUCCGAAACCACCGCCACCACCACCAAUCCCACCACCAGGCCCACCACCACCACGUGUCGUGCACGACGAAUGGAUCGAUAUCCGCGAGGGAGAUCCGUUCCCAACUCGCAAGCUGGUUCAAGCUCUCGACAAGUCUUUGGAUACACUUCCUGGAGUCAACCCAGACCAGUUGCUGCCAACUUCUCCUGGUUCAACAAUGAGUACAGCAAGAAUGUCGGUUCUAUCCAACUGCUUGUUCGUCUUGGACCACAUGUCGUUGGAUACGAGUACGGAUGGAUUCUAUUCCCAGAAGCAGCCACAUUCGAAGCUGGAAAGACCUGGAAACCAGUUCACGUCAACAACCAUAAGGGAGAUAUUUCCAUCCUUGCCAAGGUUGAUGUUCGUAACGAGUCUUACGGAUACGGAUACGGAGGAAAGGAAGUGUCUGCACGUGGACCAGCAUGUGCCUCGACCGUCACUGUUCUCUGCCGUAAAGCUCUUCCAGGAUACAAGCUUGACGGAUAGAAAACGACAAGAAAGAGACGUUCACAACCCAAUCGAAGUCAUCCAUGACUGCUUUUGA